GUCAGUCUCUCCUCCUUUGUCUUGUGCCCCUUGAGCACUGUGGACCUCCCUGUCUACCUAUUUCACACUGAAGAAGAACCAUGGGAGAGUCAAGAUGGUGACUGUCCAGCAGAUCACGACUCACAGCCUUUUGAGUGUCAUAAACCACCCCCAGGUAAAACCUACAAUUGCAACGAAUGUGGCCAGAGUUUUAGCCAAACCUUUCAUCUCUCUCUGCAUCAGAAGACCCAUACUCAGAAAUGCUACGAAUGUGCCAAAUGCAAGGCACCUUUCAACUCCAACAGAUACCUCCUCCAACAUCAGAAAAUUCGUGCUGCAAAAAUGAACACGGAGGAUCAGGAGGGUGGGAACGCCUGCAGGCAGAGCUCCUUGCUUGUCCAACAGCAGUCUGUUCACACUGCAGAGGAGCCUUAUAAGUGUGAUGAGUGUGGGAAAACCUUUAGCCAUAGCCUGGCCCUAAAGAUCCACCAGAGGGUUCACAGUGGAGAGAAGCCUUACAAAUGCAACGAAUAUGGGAAAGCCUUCCGGAACAGUCACCUUAAUGAACACCAGAGGGUUCACACGGGUUACCGGCCCUACAAAUGUCACAAAUGUGUCAAGAGUUUCAGCCGGCCUUCCCACCUGAUUCGACACCUGUCCAUUCAUACUACAGAAAAGCUCUACAGCUGUGCCAAAUGCAAGAAGACCUUCAGCUGCAAUGAACACCUUGUUCAGCACCAGAAAAUCCAUGCUGUGGAAAUCCCCUACGAAUGUCAGGAGUGUGGUGAGCAAUUUGUUUGCUGCUCGACCCUAACUUGCCACCAGAGCAUUCACACUAGAGAAAAAGGACUCAGUGAGAGCCAGGAUAUCUUAUAUGAGAAACCCGAGCACAGAGAGCAUCCAAGGAUCUGUGGGAAGUGCUUUAAGUGUAACAAAUGCGAGAAAACCGUCAGCCGCAGAAAAGACCUGACUCAGCACGAGUUGAUUCACACCAGGGUGAAGCCCUUUGAGUGUAACCAGUGUGGGAAAGCCUUUGGGCAAAGUUCACAGCUCAUCCGGCACCAGAGGAUCCACUCUAGAUUGAGAUCAUACAGAUGUGGGGACUGUGGGAAGGCCUUUAUCUACAGUACCUCCUUCAUCAAACAUCAGUCCCUCCAUGGGAUCGAGCAUCCCUUUAAAUGUAACGAAUGUGGAAGGACCUUCAGCCAAAGUGCACGUCUCUUAGAACAUCAGUUAGUCCACACUACGAAGAAGCCCUUGAAACCUAAGAAGUGUGACAAAGUCUUGGCUCACAGUAACCACCUUAUUCAGCAUCAGGGAACUCAGGCUGGAAAGAAACCCUUUGAGCAGAAUGAAUGUGGGGAAAUUAUCCAGGAGAGCUCAUGCCUUUCUAAGCACCAGGGAGUUUACACAGAUGAGAAGACCUAUACAUGUGACUGUGGGAGAACCUUCAGCCUGGGUGCUCAACUCAUUUACCACCAGAGAGUUCACACUGGAGAAAAGCCUUACAUUUGUCAGGAAUGCGGGAAAGCCUUCAGCCAGAGCUCGUGCUUCUCUAAGCAUCAGAGAGUUCACAAAGGUGAAAAGCCCUAUAAAUGUGACAACUGUGGGAAAGCUUUCAGUCAGGGUACUCCACUUAUCCAACACCAGAGGAUUCAUACUGGAGAGAAGCCUUACGUUUGUUAGGAAUGCAGGAAAACCUUCCGGCAGUGCUCGUGCUUUUCUAAGCAUCAGAGAGUUCAUACCAGGGAGAAGCCUUAUGUGUGUGCUAAAUGUGGGAAAGCCUUUGCCCAGAAAACAAAUCUGAUGCAGCAUGAGACAGCUCACACAGGGGAGAAACCUUAUGCUUGUGGUGUGUGUGGGAGAGCCUUUCGCCUUAGGGCCCAUCUCAGUCAGCACCAGAGAAUUCACACCCAGGAGAAGCCAUAUCAGUGUCAACAUUGUCAGAAAGCCUUGUGCUGCUGCUUAGGUCUCAGCCGACAGCAGUGAGUUCACACUCCAAAGUAGCAGAUAGCAAUCCUCCCCAUGACCCCUGGGUAGCAGCAGGCCCUGAGAUAUCUCAGAGUGUGUUCCUCCAAGGCCCGAAGUUGAAACCAUCCCAGUGUAAGCCCCUCCCCCCCAUGAGUAAUUAAUCUCUCUAGUAAUAAAGAUUGAUUAGAAAAUUUGCACACAUUUCAUUAAAACAAUGAAAACUGGAGCUUUGGAAGUCAGGUAGAGUGGACCCUGUUUACUGAGUUCAAUCCCAGUUCUGUCACCUGCCAGGUACCUAAGUGACCUACAGAGAGUCUUGGGGAUUCACUAUCUGUAUCUGUAAGAUAGGCACAAUCCUAGUUACUACCUCAAAAGACUACUGUGAACAUAAAUAGAUGCAAAGCACUUAGAACCAAGUACCCAGCACAUAGUACUCACCAAGUGUGAGCUACAAAUACACAUCAGAUAUAACAAAUACACUCUUUUACAAUAGAGGAAAGAGAUGAUUCGGCAACCCUCUUUCUAUUCAACUGCAGUUACUGUUGUUACUAAUAUUACACAUGGCUUUAAUUUUCAAAGUUUUCCUUCAGUAUACCCUUGGCUUAAUUGUUUCCAAAAUGUAAGCCGUUUGUUCUUUACCGAAAAGAAAAAAAAAAAAUCUAUUCCUUCCCUCCAUCUCAGGUCUGUCCUAGUACUUUGUUAACUAACCCACAAAAAGCCAAGAAGAAUCUCUUAACAUCUAAUAUCUCACAGCAAGAAUUUUCCACUCCUAGCUUCCCAAAUCUCUUACUCAAAAGGAUCCCCUCCACAUCCACAUGCUAUCCCUUCCCAUAGUCUCCCAUUUUAAAUGGUUGGUUAAAUGAUGAGACCAAAUUUAUCAUGAAAGUUAAAGCUGUAAACCGCUGGAUUCAGUUAGGAAAGCUGCAGUGGAUAUCAUUGUCUCCACAUGGUUCACACAAUCUAUGCAGAAGAUGUACUUGGUGCAAAAAUAGUGAUGCACAGAAAUGACUUCUGGAAUGUUCAUCCUCCAUCAUUAGUCCAACCUGGCCACUCACAGGCACUUUACUAUAGGGUCCAAGUUGGGGAUCACCAACACUUUAAAGUCCUGCCCUUGCCUUGAAGCUUCUGGAAUCAAAGGGAAAUGAAUGGUCUCAUUUCAUAGAGGAGUGCUGUCUGUUGCCAGGUGAUUCCUUGGAGUUGGAGCCCUUGCAUUCACUGCUCACUGUGGCCAGGCCUGUUCUACAACUGAGUCUCACUUCAGGGAACCACAUGACCAGCUCUUUUGAUGGCACCUCCUCAGCUCUGAGCUUUUGUGUACCACUUGCUACAUGAUCCAGUCACCUGUUUACUGAAGCACAAACAAUCUUACAAAGAUACUGGACUCUGGCACUUUUAAUAUUCUUUCAUAUUUUUGGUGCUAAAAAAUGUUCAAGAGUCUAUGUUCUGGGCCCCUGGGAUAUUUAAAACCUUGCACCUUGAGUUGCACUGGUUGGUUUUUUGAAAAUGGGAACUUACCGGCUGACCACACCACCGUGGGGAGUGUACUGGUUUUCAAAUGGCUGAAAAUGUCCAACUUCUCCCUGCCUUUUGUAUCUGAGCAACAGGCCUGAUAUAUACCCAAGGGGUGGGGUAGGGGUGGGAACUCAAAUUGCUAAGUGUGUUCAAGCAAGAGUUUUGACACCAAAGAGAAGUCAGAGGCCCUGUGGAAAGCUGGCAGCCAUUUGUGUGUAUGUGUUAUCUGUGUAACUAAUGAGCUGUGUUCUGUGGACCAGGGUAGAAACGCCUACCCUCAUGUUUGAGUGUGUGUUCUCUGAUUAAAAGUUUUUUUACUUUCUAAGGGUUGAUUGCUUUUCUGCGCUCAGUGUCACACACCCGGCCAGGGGCUGGGCACACAGUCACUAACUGUCAAGUGCUCACAGUUCUGGGAGGGGAGGGCUCCUGAUGGUGAAAACCGUCCCAUGAUGAGAUGAUUAAUUCUGUUUCUCCAAAGCCCCAGAGGGUCAAGGACAGCUAGGGAGCCACUCAUUUUCAGCUGUUUGUCAGCAUAUCAUCAACCAGUAAUUUUCCAUCCUCAUUAGUUCUGCUUAAUCAAGGAGGAGGUGUGGACUGCAUGUUGUUUAUUCUUUUCUAGUUACAAAGAUACAGUUGGGCUCAGGUAAGAGUUGUUGCUAGAAUUUAACAUUAUUUUGCUCUCCUGGUACUUAUUUUAUUUUCCCUCUCCCCCUUUAUCCUCUACUGGUGAGAGAUACCAGUUCCCCACUCCUGGAAAGGUAGGAAGUCCUCUUUAAAAAUAGAUCAAGUUUUUUUUUUUUUUAAAGCUGAUCUGAAGGGAAAUGUAUGGCACACAUCUGCACCUAAAAAAUUUGAUGGUGGUGUAUCACUGAGGUUGGGGAACAUUCACCUAAAGCCUUGCAUCCUGCCAGUGGGUAAACUAGAUUAUGCUAUGGCAACCCAGUCGUGUGUCAGUCACAGUGACUGUUCAUUUCCCUCACGAGUGCUUCAUGUUCACUGUGGGUUGGCAGGGGUGGUAUCCCCUCUAUCUACCCGAGAGACCAGUGUUGCCUUUUGAGUCUGUUGAUCCCUCUUGGUCACCCCAAUGAGAAAGUAGCUUUAACACUGCCUCAACUCCAGGACUCCAAACUGCACUUUGGGUGGGCAAUGCUGUCCAUUGAAAAUGUUCAAAUUUCCAUUCAUGGCAAGUGAUACUGAUCAUUCAAUCAUAGUUGUGGUUGAACGUUUUUAAGGCCAUAGACUGAAAUUAAUAGAAUCUUCAGACAGGCAGUGGCAUCUUAGGAAGAUGGAAGUUAGCCAUUCAUAAACCAAGGAGGUGGCAUAUGGAUACCUAACAUUAAAAGUUAUUGGUCUGGGAAAAUCAUACCUAUUAAUAGAAAUGGUGGUUUUAAGGAGCUGGGGGAAAAGGCAGUUUUACAAAAUGCCCACUUAAUAAUGGGCAAAGGAUCUGAAUGUAGAUUUCUUCAAAGAAGAUGCACAAGUGGCCAACAAGCACAUGAAAGAUGUUGAACAGUCAGUUCAGUCGCUCAGUCGUGUCCGACUCUUUGCCACCCCAUGAA
This is a messenger RNA of Cervus elaphus (red deer), 5021 nucleotides long. RefSeq names its product zinc finger protein 473 (gene ZNF473). The record is from RefSeq and is a predicted model, not a curated record. NCBI's taxonomy places the organism in Eukaryota, Metazoa, Chordata, Mammalia, Artiodactyla, Cervidae. Gene Ontology annotation, biological process: regulation of transcription by RNA polymerase II. Gene Ontology annotation, cellular component: nucleus. Gene Ontology annotation, molecular function: DNA-binding transcription factor activity, RNA polymerase II-specific; RNA polymerase II transcription regulatory region sequence-specific DNA binding.